Saccostrea cuccullata (small rock oyster) is the source of this 666-nucleotide messenger RNA. RefSeq lists its product as uncharacterized. The transcript is spliced from 2 exons. Lineage: Eukaryota; Metazoa; Mollusca; Bivalvia; Ostreida; Ostreidae. Bases 1 to 666 code for a protein of 221 amino acids. The record is from RefSeq and is a predicted model, not a curated record.
AUGUGGAAAUUAAUGGACGCCAUGAAUGACAUAUUCACCCAAAAAUCGGUUUCUUACCACCUUUCAAAUGUUGCAUGCACUGAGUGCGCUUUAAGGACAAAGCUGAUGAACGAAAAAUCAUUUUCUUGUCAUCAAGAAAACCAGACGUGUUUGAUUUACAGUACUUGUCACGUCAAGACUCGUCUGUUGACAUCUGAGUGGGAACCAAGUGAAGGAUGGAAACACUUCUGUACAGCUGUUCAUACGAUUACUUUCGACGGUGAUCCUUGGAUUAACAUAGGCACUCUUAUAACAAGAAGAACAUCGAUUCGAUUACAGAUAAAGGCGACCCAGGACGCUUACGUUGGUCUGGCGUCUGGGAACACCACGGCUAGCUCUGGAUAUUGGAUUGUACUGGGAGGAUGGUCCAAUACAAAAUCAUGUCUUCGAGACGGAUUUGUUUAUGGAAGUACCUGCUACUCGACGUCAAUAGGAUCCCAUCUUAGCGGUGCACAAUUCACAAAAUUUUGGAUCAACUGGCAGUCAAGUCGCAUUGAAGUUGGACUCGGUGAUACAUUUGGCCAUCAAUCAAUAUUCGACUAUACUUUUGCAAACGUUUAUCAAAUCAAUCACCUGUUACUAAGAAAUGCUUACAGCUCGCAAUGUGAAUGGAUCAUUUAUUUGUGA